AUGGUGUAUGCUGCUCUUUGCCAUAGCAACAGACUCCGCUUCUCCUCUGCCUGGACUUGCAUAUACAUAUAUAUAUAUAUAUAUAUCUUCUUCUGUUGUGUUUUCUCUUCCUCAGUCUGCUAUAGCAACCAACGUUCUACUUUGGGACUGUUGUUAUUCCUGCAUCUUCACCAGAUAUCAGAUUACAGAAGCACCGCCAAAGAAGAGGGCGACAAAAAGAGAGAGAGAGAUAGAGAGAAAGGAGAAAGGAGAAAGAAAAUGCUACCACCGUCGGAUUCCCUUGCCCAUCAAAAUCUCAAGCUGGCCGAAGUCCUCGCUAGUAUCCAAAAGCAGACUGCUGCUGCUGCUGCUCCUCCGCCACCAUACGCUGCCACUGCAACUACUGCUACACCCGUGCCCAGCAACAACAUCACUGCGCCCGAGCUGCUGGGGGAAUUUGAAGAUGACGAGGAAGACGAUAACUUGUCCUUGGCCCCCAUUGUCAUCAGAAUUGAUACCUCCAUCUCUAUCGACGGGCAGAAUAACACCGUCACUAUCCCUUCUUCAUCUUCCGAAGACAGUCACUCAGAUGCUCAGAGCCCAGUUUCCUCAAUACAACAGCUACAGCAACUACAGCAGCGUCGACAGGCCAAGUCGGCACAGCUGGCGUCGGCUAUCAUCUCAGCCUUGAAAUCCGCCGGUGCUCUGGAUGACCGGGAGACGGGCAGACAGCGGCCGAUGGAAGUUGACGUCAACGCCGGCAUUAGAAUUACGGGGAAUUCAAACAUGAUUUGUCCUGGCGCUCGUAAGAGGAGUUCAUCGGACCUGGUUUCGGGACAGCCGGACAGGAAGCGUCGAGCACAGUCUAUACCCCUGAGAGGAAACGAGUACUUCCUAGCAAGGAGCCAGCUGGUCCCUGAAUAUCCUCGUUUUCUUUUCUUCUUCGCUCCGAUUUUUUUUUUUUCUCUAUCAACGGAGCAGUCUGAUCCGACCAUGGCUUCAGUCUACAUCCAAGUAGCCCAAAAGAAGCCAUUGUCAAUACGGAUCAGGUUUGGUGUCAUGACAAUUGAUGACGGAUUCGGAAUAGGGUAG
Trichophyton verrucosum HKI 0517 is the source of this 1071-nucleotide messenger RNA. RefSeq lists its product as uncharacterized. Lineage: Eukaryota; Fungi; Ascomycota; Eurotiomycetes; Onygenales; Arthrodermataceae. The transcript has 3 exons. The coding region runs from base 1 to 1071 and encodes 356 amino acids. The record is from RefSeq and is a predicted model, not a curated record.